Messenger RNA from Salvelinus fontinalis (brook trout), 5426 nucleotides. Its product is annotated as NACHT, LRR and PYD domains-containing protein 1 homolog. The record is from RefSeq and is a predicted model, not a curated record. NCBI's taxonomy places the organism in Eukaryota, Metazoa, Chordata, Actinopteri, Salmoniformes, Salmonidae. Bases 260 to 3379 code for a protein of 1039 amino acids. Gene Ontology annotation, biological process: inflammatory response; innate immune response; regulation of apoptotic process. Gene Ontology annotation, cellular component: cytoplasm. The transcript has 14 exons.
GUAUAAGGGGGAGUGGUUUACAGUAUGUCAGGGAGCAGGAAAGAGAAACCCCCGUCCUUCUGCUGGAAGAUAUCUUAGUUUUAAAAAACCACAAACAUACAGCAAGUCAGCGAACCCCGCACCUUUACCAUGUUGAAGUUACACCCUUUAGAUUGAUGUGAUCUGAAAGACAUGAUGUUAUCCAUUAACUUUAGCUGUGGAUGUGAGCGUAGACAGCCAGUGAGACAGACGACUUAAUGCUGCAGUGUGACCUUUCCUGAUGAACAAAAUGGAGUCGUCUGAACACAGUGCUCAGUUCGUGGACAAGUACAGGUCCCAGCUCAUUCAGAGGGUCACCAUGGUGAUGCCUAUAGCUGAAGACCUACUCUCUCAAAACAUGAUCCACGAAGAGGUGUACUCCAACAUCAGUGCUGCCAGGACUAAUCAGGGCAAAAUGAGGGAGCUCUUUACAGCCCUCCACUCUGGAGGAAACAAAGUGAAAUCUGCCUUUCUCUCCAUGCUGAGGGAGCAUGAACCUAAUCUGGUCCAGGACUUGGAAUGCAGUGGCAAACAAAGAGGUGAACAAGAGAACAAAAGCACAAUAAGCCUAAAGUACAAGGAAUUCAUCAGAGGUGAAUAUGCCACAGUGCAGGAGUACAACUCUCUCCCUGGAGAACAUGUGAAGCUAGAUGACCGUUACACUGAGCCCCUGAUCAUCCAGAAACACCGUCAGCAGAGAGAGAGAGAGGAGGAGAUCCGCUCCAGAGGACAGAACUUUUAUCAAGUUAUGGACCAGAGGGACAGCGAGACCUACAAGAGUACCAAAGUGGAGAGGCUGUUUGAUCCAGACGAGCAUGGAGACAUUCAGAGAACGGUGAUACUGCAGGGCCACUCUGGAACUGGCAAGUCAUUUACCACUCAGAAGAUCAUGUCUGACUGGGCGUUUGGAAGACUUUACGAAGACCGAUUUGACUUUGUUUUUCACCUGAGGUGCAAAGAACUAAACCAGGCCACUGGGAGAAAAAGUGUGAUGGAUCUGCUUAACUACGAUCAGAGUUUAUCAUCAAUGAUCAAGCAGGUCCUUCGCCAGUCUCCUGAGAGGGUUCUCUUCCUGGUAGACGGCUUUGAUGAACUCAAAUUCUCACUUGAUGUACCUAAAGACUCCCUUCCCAGGGACCCGUGGACACAAUGCUCCCCCGAAGUGACACUGAGUGGCCUGAUACGGAAACAGAUAUUGCACGAGUCCUUCCUGCUUGUCACCACCAGGUCCACAGCGCUGGACAAACUAAAAGAAGUGGUCAAAAAUCCAGUGAGAUACGCUGAGAUAUUGGGCUUUUCUAAAGAGGGGGUGGAGGAAUACUUCAAUAGAUUCUUCAUGAAGGAGCAACACUCACAGCAAGCCUAUGACUCUGUGAGGAAAAAUGAAACCCUUUUCACCGCAUGUUUCAUUCCAGUCAUCUGCUGGAUCAUUUGCACAGUUUAUAGGGAGCAGUUUGAUGAAGGCACAGAGAUGAUACAAUCACUGGAGACCACCACCUCCAUCUUUGUUGAAUUUGUUGCCACGCUGUUGAAGCACCACUGUCAGGAUUUGGGUCAGUCAGCUCUUACCAUCCUCCAAGGACUAGGCAAGCUGGCAGAAAAGGGAAUGGAAGAGCAGCAAGUGUUAUUUGACCAUGAUAGUGUCUCACAGACCGUGUCAGAUCCUUCCAAAGUCCCAUUCUUGUGUAAGUUUCUCCAAAAGAAGAGAGUAAAUCAGACCACUAUGUACAGCUUCAUGCACCUCAGCUUCCAGGAGUUUUUCACAGCCCUCUCAUACAUGUUACUGGGUGAUGAGGAAGCUCAGGGGAAAGUUAGAGAGCUACUUUCUAAGGUUCGACGUGGAAAAGAAAACAGUCACCUGCUACCCAUAGUUCAAUUUCUCUUCGGCAUCGCAAACAAGGAAGUGGGAAAACGGCUCGAGGAUAAAAAAUACAUCUCUUGUUCUCAAGGAAUCUGGACCCAGCUGAAACAUUUUAUUCUGGAAGUCAUUGAAAAAGAAAAGGAGGAUCGAAACGCCAUUGAUUAUCACAUUUCAUCAAUGUGGCUAUUUGCGUUUCACUGUCUAUAUGAACUACAUGUAGAUGAUUUUGUUAAGAAAGCCAUGAAUACAUACACAGAAUUUAAUCUGACUCACAUUCCACUGACAAAAACAGACUGUUGGGUGCUGAAGUACUGCUUUCAGCACUGCAAGUGCAUCCAAAGACUCAUUCUCAACUGGUGCAAGUUAACUGCAGAGAAGAUCAAAAUCCUUCUGCCAGCAUUGGAAAAAUGUCAACAUCUCGAGUUGCAGGUGGACGACCUAGCCGAUGAUGAUUUAGAUGAUCUGUUGACAGCGCUGGGAGAAGGAAAGAGUUUGGAGCUGGAUCUGAGUGAGAACAACUUGUCUGAUGAGAAAGUACAGGACUUGCUUGUUGCUCUCACUAAACACAAACCCAGAAACGUUGAAAUUGGAGUGAAGUCCAUCACCAGCAAUACAGCUGACAAAUUCAUGUUCCUCAUCAGUAAGGCACAUGCAGACUUGGAAAGCAUAGGGCUUCAUGGUUGUGAGAAUGUUACAUUGGAAGCCAAUCUACAGAAAGAUGGAGUCAAUGGGACUCUCCAAACUUCUCUUUGGUUAAAAGUGUCUGACAUGAAAAUGAUCUGUGACUGUAUCAGGGCAUCUGGCUACAGUUUGAGUGAAAUAGUCUUGUCUGUGAGCUAUGUGGCUGACCUAUCAGACACCGAUGUGGAUGACCUGAGUGCAAUCAUCCACCCUGUAGACAAGUUAAGGCUCUGCUUUCAACACCAAGAUUUAUAUGGAUGGCACGCAGCGAGUGAAGGUUUACACUCCCAGAUAUCACUCAGAGGGAUUGAAAUUACCCUCUACGGUGAUCCUGUAUUCGACUGGAGAAAAUUAUUUCAGCUAGUUCACACUCUGGGGCAACAUCCAGAGUGGGAUGAGCAUGUUGAAGCACUGAUCUCGCUGCUACGCUCUCAAACUUCUCUGGAGGACAUCAGUCUGUAUGUGAGCAGCGUGACAGAGAGGUGUGCUGCCAGUGUAGUCAGUCUGAGCCAGGCCUGCCCAAACCUGAGGAUGAUAUCCCUUCAUGUAGUUGAACACGGUUUGUUAUUGGAGGAAGUGUUACAACACUUACGUGCAUCAAAGAGGCGCCCAGAUUGCCGCUUACUUGUCGCCGGGUGGAGAUGCAGGAAGCCUGCUGACAAGUGCACAGGCCGGAAGGACUGGAGUCUCUGUUGUGAUGACUCUGUUAGGCUCACUCUACAAGGAGAAACAUUCACAGAGAAUGUGAUACGGCAUGGGAAGGAAAGCGAUAGGCCUAGUGUUCACCCUAAGACUAAUAGAUGGUGUGUUGUUGCCUAGUGACCACGAUGAAGACAGCAGAGAUGGUGUGUUGUUGCAUAGUGACCACGAUGAAGACAACGGAGAUGGUGUGUUGUUGCAUAGUGACCACGAUGAAGACAACAGAGAGGGUGUGUUGUUGCCUAGUGACCACGAUGAAGACAGCAGAGAUGGUGUGUUGUUGCAUAGUGACCACAAUGAAGACAACAGAGAUGGUGUGUUGUUGCAUAGUGACCACGAUGAAGACAACAGAGAUGGUGUGUUGUUGCAUAGUGACCACGAUGAAGACAACAGAGAUGGUGUGUUGUUGCCUAGUGACCACAAUGAAGACAACAGAGAUGGUGUGUUGUUGCAUAGUGACCACGAUGAAGACAACAGAGAUGGUGUGUUGUUGCCUAGUGACCACGAUGAAGACAACAGAGAUGGUGUGUUGUUGCAUAGUGACCACGAUGAAGACAACAGAGAUGAUGUGUUGUUGCCUAGUGACCACGAUGAAGACAACAGAGAUGGUGUGUUGUUGCAUAGUGACCACGAUGAAGACAACAGAGAUGGUGUGUUGUUGCAUAGUGACCACGAUGUAGACAAAAGAGAUGGUGUGUUGUUGCAUAGUGACCACGAUGAAGACAACAGAGAUGGUGUGUUGUUGCCUAGUGACCACGAUGAAGACAACAGAGAUGGUGUGUUGUUGCAUAGUGACCACGAUGAAGACAACAGAGAUGAUGUGUUGUUGCCUAGUGACCACGAUGAAGACAACAGAGAUGGUGUGUUGUUGCAUAGUGACCACGAUGUAGACAAAAGAGAUGGUGUGUUGUUGCAUAGUGACCACCAUUAAGACAACAGAGAUGGUGUGUUGUUGCAUAGUGACCACGAUGAAGACAACGGAGAUGGUGUGUUGUUGCCUAGUGACCACGAUGAAGACAACAGAGAUGGUGCGUUGUUGCCUAGUGACCAUGAUAAAGACAACAGAGAUGGUGUGUUGUUGCAUAGUGACCACAAUGAAGACAACAGAGAUGGUGUGUUGUUGCAUAGUGACCACGAUGAAGACAACAGAGAUGGUGUGUUGUUGCAUAGUGACCAUGAUGAAGACAACAGAGGUGGUGUGUUGUUGCAUAGUGACCACGAUGAAGACAAUGGAGAUGGUGUGUUGUUGCCUAGUGACCACGAUGAAGACAACAGAGAUGGUGUGUUGUUGCAUAGUGACCACAAUGAAGACAACAGAGAGGGUGUGUUGUUGCAUAGUGACCACGAUGAAGACAACAGAGAUGGUGCGUUGUUGCCUAGUGACCACGAUAAAGACAACAGAGAUGGUGUGUUGUUGCAUAGUGACCACAAUGAAGACAACAGAGAGGGUGUGUUGUUGCAUAGUGACCACGAUGAAGACAACAGAGAUGGUGAGAAACACAGCAUUCAAGAGGACAAAGACAACAGAGAUGGUGAGAAACACAGCAUACAAGAGGACAAAGACAACAGAGAUGGGGAGAAACACAGCAUACAAGAGACUGAGGACAAAGACAAGAGUGAAGAUACAUACCUUUGAUCCACUUAGAUUUGGACUGAUACUAACUAUACAUAGUGGACAUGUUUUGUUUUUGUUUUUUUUCUUCAAAAUGGAACUUUAGAUUUUAGAAUUACUACAAGAUAAUUUUGCCAAAUUGGACGGGGAAGCACAAGACUUUAGCAUAUAGACUGCUACACCACCCAAGGUGAAUCAAUCCCCCAUCAUCUCCUCCUCUUGCUCUCUCUAGCUCUUUUUGUCUCUCUUCCCUCUCUCUCUGUCACACCCUUACACAUGUUUGAAUCUGACCUGUGCCAAUCGUGGUCCAUAGGGUCCUGUUAAAAUAUAGUGCACUGCAUAGGGAAUAGGGUGCCAUUUGGGACCCGUAUCUGUACUGGUUAGCAUUUCAUAUAUUUAAUCUUACUCUGUCUCUAAAAAUGAAAUAAGGAGGUUUUAUCCUUGUUCUUAUGAAAGCUGUGUCUUUUUAUUUUUUGUAAUACUGUGGAAAAAUAAUGACAUACAAUUUGAAAAAAUAUUGAAUAAAAAUAAAAAUGAAAACACAUUUCAGUAAUA